Pterocles gutturalis (yellow-throated sandgrouse) is the source of this 828-nucleotide messenger RNA. It is a transcript of the gene BAIAP2, whose product is annotated as BAI1-associated protein 2. Lineage: Eukaryota; Metazoa; Chordata; Aves; Pterocliformes; Pteroclidae. Gene Ontology annotation, cellular component: cytosol; nucleoplasm. Gene Ontology annotation, biological process: positive regulation of actin filament polymerization; actin filament bundle assembly; actin crosslink formation. The record is from RefSeq and is a predicted model, not a curated record. Gene Ontology annotation, molecular function: protein binding.
UACAUCGAAGCCAUCAGCAACAAGCAAGGCGAACUGGAAAACUACGUCUCUGAUGGCUACAAGACAGCUCUCACGGAAGAGAGGAGACGGUUCUGCUUCCUGGUAGAGAAACAGUGCGCGGUGGCCAAGAGUGCUAUCACCUACCACGCCAAGGGGAAGGAGAUGCUGACCCAGAAGCUGCCGCUGUGGCAGCAGUCCUGCGCAGACCCCAACAAGAUCCCGGAGCGCGCCAUCCAGCUGAUGCAGCAGAUGGCUGCCAGCAGCAAUGGCACCAUCAUGCCCAGCCCUCUGUCUACAUCCAAAUCCAACCUCAUCAUCUCUGACCCCAUCCCCGGUGCCAAACCUCUCCCUGUCCCCCCGGAGCUGGCACCUUUUGUCGGAAGCAGUUUGUCCCGGUGGGGAAUUAAACCCAAGAGGCUGAAGCUCUGGGUGCAGGCCAUUUUCUCGCACGCUGCCGGAGAUAACAGCACCCUCCUGAGCUUCAAGGAGGGGGACCUCAUCACGCUGCUGGUUCCAGAGGCCAGGGAUGGCUGGCAUUACGGGGAGAGCGAGAAAACAAAAAUGAGGGGCUGGUUUCCUUUCUCCUACACACGGGUCGACAGCGAUGGCAGCGAGCGGGUCCAUGCCAGCCUGCAGCAAGGGAAGAGCAGCAGCACCGGGAACCUGCUGGACAAGGACGACAUCGCCAUCCCGCCACCCGACUAGUUGGCCUCGCAAGCCUUCCCGGCACAGGGCAGCAACACCUUCAAGCAGAGGCCGUACAGUGUGGCCGUGCCUGCCUUCUCCCAGGGUCUCGAUGACUACGGGUCGAGGUCCGUCAGCAGGUAA